Molecule: messenger RNA, 1668 nt
Organism: Rotaria sp. Silwood2
Lineage: Eukaryota; Metazoa; Rotifera; Eurotatoria; Philodinida; Philodinidae
Source: the annotation of a GenBank genome assembly
UGGCAGGUAUUAAUGUUUUAAUAAGUUUUAUUUCUGCAGUAUUUGCUGGACGUGCAAUAGCACUUUUUGUACCAAAAGGUGUUUUUUAUGAUGAUAUACAACCAAUACCAAGACCAAUGCUAUACCAACCAUAUACAAAUCGAUUUGGAUUUUAAUUCUAUUGAUAUGAAUUGACAAUAUUUCUUUUUUGCUAGUAGUUAAAUUAUUAUUUAUUAGAAUAAUUAAGAUCGGAGAAUUUUCAGUUUCUUUGUUUUUUUUUUUUAAACAUUUGCUUAAUGGGAAAAGGCGAUGAAUAAAUAUUGAUAAAUGAUUUUUUUUUGUGUGUGAAUGUGUAUCUAAUUGAUUACAAGAGAAUUAGAAAAUUGCCUUUUUUUCUUUCUCGUUAGUAAUAUAUCUUUCGACUUUUUUCUAUUGUGAAUUACUAGAUUGCGUGAUUAAAAUCAUAUUACUAGUUAUUAUGUGUGGAUAAAAUAGUGUGUAAAUGAAAGUCAACGUGAUCUUUACUCAACCCAUCUAUGAUUGAUUGUGACGGUUAAGUCUAUUUGGUACGAUUCAUGGGAACAAGCAAGGCUUGAUAUUUUUCGAUAACAUUAUUUAUGUUAGAGAAAGUACUAUAGCAUAUUUUUUUGAGGUAUACUCAAGAAGAGUUUUUAUGAGAAGAAUAGAAAUCAUACUAAUUUGAGCAAUUUCACAUGUUUUCUUAGUUAAUGAAAAUCUACUCUAAAAUAUAUUAUAUUUACGAAAGAAGUUCUAUUCUGCAUUUAAUAAGAUACUACUAAUUAUGAAAAAUAAUCUUAAUGGAUAUCUAAUCUUGAUCGUGUCUAUUACACAACAGAAGAAUUUCCUUCAAGAUCUUUUCUUAUUAAUAGAAUAAAGACGUGACUACAAUAAAUAGAUAUUUUUAUCAAUUUCAAAUAUGAGUGGGAUAUUCCUAUUAAUCUAACAACUUCCCAAAGGCUAUAAAAUAAAUCGACGAUGAAAUCAUUAAAUCUCUACUUUCUCGUUUCAAACAAUUCAUAACUUUAUUUUCUUAUUUAAACAUAUUUUUUUCAAUUUUAGUCCGAAUCAUCAGCAUCAUUUGGUCUUUCAUUAGAACCAAAUCUAUUACCAGUAACAUCGAAUAAAAAUGAACUUGAUAUUAAUUAUGAAAAUAUGAUUGAAAAUUUAUUAUUACAACAAGUAUUACUUUAUACACGAGAACGAUCAAGAAGUUUACAUCCAUUACGUUCACCAUCAUCAACAACAAAUUCUUUAUUAGUACGACAACAAGUUAAUGUACAAUGUGAUCAACAUUCAUUAUUAAAUUGUUCAACAUAUGAUAAUGAUGAUGAUGAACCAACAUUAUGCCUUAUUGAAGCUCGUCGACAAAAUUCAAGUGAUUUAAUUGAAAAUAUUCUUAAUCAAUAUAAUCAACGUCUUGAUCAUCGUUCAAAUUUUGAUCAAACUUUAAUGGAAUUAAUUGUUAAACGUAAUCGUGAACGUCAAAAAGUAUCAUCCUAUGCAAAUAAUAUAUUUUAUUCACGUCUUCAAUGGCUUGCUAUAGGCUUUGUUAUAGAUCGUUUAUUUUUUUGUAUUUAUUUUGCAGCAACAAUAAUCUCUUAUUUGGUUACAUUAUGGUUUAUACCUUUUACACAUCCAAAUUUAAAAAUUGAUAUUCAAACAUUAUAG